GUAGUUAAGUUGAUAUGUAUGUAAAUUGUAAACUUUAAGUUGCAUUUUAAAUAGAUAGUAUUAUUUUGCUUUUAAAAUUGAAAUUUAAAAAUAUGUCUUCAUUCUUUUUGAAAAGUGAACCAAAGGUGAAAGGUAGGAAAAGAAAGAAUAACACAGCUUUAAAGCCUAAAACUAAGACUAAAACGAAAAAGGAGGCUGAAGAUGAGGAAAUUGAAAGUGACGAUGCGUUUGGUGAUGAAGGAGAAGAUGAUUUGGAUGGAAAUGAAGAGGCAAUUGCUGAAACUCCUCAAGAAAAAAGACUUCGUUUGGCCAAGCAAUAUCUUGAAGAGAUUGAAAAAGAGGAGAGAAGUAGGAGGGAAGAUGAGGAUAUAACUGAUCAUGUUUCACGCAGAUUGCAGGAUGAGUAUCUUGAUAGCAUUGGAAGGUUACGGAAAAAGAUAGCAGAUAAUUAUACAGGUUAUAACAAGGAUUCCAUUAAAAUUCUCAAACAUAAGCGCCAGAAGCUUCCGCUAACUGUAGUAGUCUCCUCGAAUGAUAAUUCAAUAAUGUUUAGCGGUGGUAAAACUUCUGUAGUUGUAAAAUGGGAUUUGACGACUUUUAAAGCUUUGGGAACUUUUGAUUGUCAGUCGGUAAAUGAAGUAGACUCUAGUGGUAAGAAACGAAGACCACAUAUUAUGGCGAUGGCGAUAUCGACAAAUAUGAAAUUUUUGGCUGUGGCGGAAGGAGGAAAUGAUAUUCAAAUUUGGUGCCCAAAUGAAUUAAAACAUUUAAAAACAUUUAAAGGUCAUAGAGACAUGGUAACUUGUUUGGUGUUUAAAAGGGAUUCUCAUGACUUAUAUUCCGGAAGUAAGGACAGAUGUGUUAAACUUUGGAAUCUUGACGAAAUGGUUUAUGUGGAAAGUCUUUUCGGUCAUCAGAGUUCAAUAACUGGAAUAGAUGCGCUUUCUAGGGAUAGAGCAAUUACAUCAGGUGGGUCUGAUUGUACAGUGAGAAUAUGGAAAAUAACUGAAGAAUCACAAUUGAUUUAUAAUGGACAUAUUGGGGGUAUAGAAAGCGUCAAAUAUAUUAACGACGAAAACUUCUUUUCAUGUGGAACUGAUGGAUCUUUAUGUUUAUGGAGUACAAUGAAAAAAAAACCAUUACACACUUCCAAUUUAGUACAUGGUACAGCAUCCAAUUUAGAACCAAAUUGGAUAUCAGCCAUUAGUUGUGUAUUCAAUACAGAUUUACUAGCAUCGGGCUCAUGUGACGGAUAUAUACGCGUUUGGAAAAUGGACACUAGCAAAAAACUUGUACAAUUAUUUGAAAUUCCUGCACCUGGCUUUGUUAACUCGCUAUCUUUUACUAAUGAUGGUAAAUACUUGAUAGCAGCUUUAGGCCAAGAACACAAACUCGGAAGAUGGUGGAGAGAUAAGAGUGGGCGAAAUGAAAUUCGAGUUAUAGAAUUAGAAAAAAUUAAUAAAAUUGAAAGUUAAUAGUAAUUAAAAAUGAUUUUAAGUUUCUUU
Condylostylus longicornis is the source of this 1505-nucleotide messenger RNA. RefSeq names its product U3 small nucleolar RNA-interacting protein 2 (gene U3-55K). The coding region runs from base 93 to 1475 and encodes 460 amino acids. Lineage: Eukaryota; Metazoa; Arthropoda; Insecta; Diptera; Dolichopodidae. Gene Ontology annotation, molecular function: snoRNA binding; protein binding. Gene Ontology annotation, cellular component: small-subunit processome. The record is from RefSeq and is a predicted model, not a curated record. The transcript has 4 exons.